Messenger RNA from Penicillium riverlandense, 4947 nucleotides. RefSeq names its product mannose-ethanolamine phosphotransferase MCD4. Gene Ontology annotation, biological process: GPI anchor biosynthetic process. Gene Ontology annotation, molecular function: protein binding; mannose-ethanolamine phosphotransferase activity. The record is from RefSeq and is a predicted model, not a curated record. The transcript is spliced from 8 exons. Lineage: Eukaryota; Fungi; Ascomycota; Eurotiomycetes; Eurotiales; Aspergillaceae. The coding region runs from base 1 to 4947 and encodes 1648 amino acids. Gene Ontology annotation, cellular component: endoplasmic reticulum membrane.
AUGCCGAAGCGGAAAGCGCCCUCCAAGAUCUCGGGACUCGUUGACUCGGACGACGAGGACAUCAUCCAAUUGACCGAAAAUGAGAACCUUCCUGCCAACCCCGAAGCCCCCGCCAAGAAGCGACGCGGUCGACCACGCAUCUCGCAUGAGGAUGCGCCGGAGCCCAAAACCAAGGCCGCGACAGCUGCAACCAAACAACCCGCUAAGCGAGGAAGGCCAAGAGGCAGUAGUCGCGCAGCGUCGGUGGGAACCGACGGCGCCGACGACUAUGAGCAAGAAAAUGAGGAUCCUGCUGCCCGGACGGAGAAAAAGACUGCAAACGCAGGAAAACCUGCGGCGACGCGUGGCAGAGGACGCCCUCGCAUGACCAGCGCGACAACGGCAACUAGUACGACAAAGCAAAUGCAGACCGAUGGUGAAUUCGAAUUCACACCCACCGGUACGCGGAAAAUCGCUUCCAGUGGAACCUCGCAGGCACUGGCCGAACCCCGUGGAUCACGGCGGCAGAUCGCCAAGCCUGAAGUGCCCGAGUCACAGCGGGAAGACGAGGAGUAUGAUGCAGAAGAUGGGGUGGACGAGACCGUUUUCCCAGAUCCGCCCAGUGCCAGUCGCUAUGUGACCAAGAACGCUCGUGCUCGAAUUACCGCUUUGCGAAACUCUCAAGAUUCCUCUCCUCGUAAGCGCAGACUGGGCAUGGAGUCCGAGCCCAACGGCGGGGAUCCCGACUUGCGACGGAGGUUGGGUGAACUCACCAAAAAACAUGAUGCUUUGGAGAUCAAAUACCGUAAUCUUCGCGAAAUUGGCAUUGUCGAAGCAAAUUCCAAUAUGGAGAAGCUGCGGAAGCAAUGUGAAAAUGUCACUACGGCAUCGAAUGAGUUGAUUGCUUCCCUGAAAUCGGAGUUGGAGGCGCAGCGAGCUCUAGGACAGCAGAGUCGCGGCUUCCAAAAGCAAUUAAAAGACCGCGACACUGAGAUGGCACGGCUCCAGGCACAGGCCGACGAGGCGCGCAAUCAGCUUGCUUCCGCACAAUCUGAGAUCAAGACGCUCGGAACGAAGCUCGCAGCUGCGCGAAACACAGCUGCGAGUCUCGAGAGCGCUGCAAAGGCUCCCGGCAGUGCUAUCAAGGGUGGAGGAGCCAGUCGCGCAACAUUGGCCGCUAGUGCCGAAGCUGCACAGGUCGCGCAGCUCAAGGAAGAUUUGUACAGUGAUCUCACGGGUUUGAUCGUCCGCGAUGUUAAAACCCGCGAAUCGGAUCACCUGUAUGAUUGUAUUCAGACCGGCGUCAACGGAUCUCUGCAUUUCAAACUAGCCAUUCCAAUGGCCUCCGCGGCUGACUACGAGACUGCGGAAUUCCAGUAUCUCCCUCUCUUGGAUGCUAACCGUGACCGUGAAUUGGUGGAUAUCCUGCCGGAUUUCUUGACGGUAGACAUUACUUUCAAUCGGCAGCAAGCGUCCAAGUUUUACACGAGAGUGAUGGAUGCAUUGACCAAGCGACGAUCGAGUUCGGCGCAUCCCCCCAAGUUCCCCAAACGAGUGUCCGCAACUUCUUGUUUUUGUUCCAUCCAGGGGAUUCUGUCCACUCUUUUCUUUCUCCAACCCCGGCAUUCCUUUGGAACCCCCUGUGAGCGGAGCGAAAUCAUGGCGCGUCUCGGUCGCCUUGGGUUCCUUACCCUCGCCGUGGUCUUCCACUUGAUCUAUACCUACUCCAUCUUCGACAUCUACUUCGUGAGCCCCAUUGUUCGGGGCAUGCGAUCCUACGGUGUCGAAAGACCCGCUGGCACCGAUGCCCCCGCAAAACGUCUUGUCCUGUUCGUCGCCGACGGUCUACGCGCCGACAAGGCUUUCCAGGCCUUCCCAGACCCAUCCCCCGAAUCCCCCGAUCGCGACAGCAACCAAUUGAUCCGCCUGGCACCUUUUAUUCGCUCGCAGGUGCUCUCACAUGGCACGUUUGGCGUCUCCCAUACUCGCGUCCCCACCGAAUCUCGCCCCGGCCAUGUUGCACUCAUCGCGGGCCUGUACGAGGAUGUUUCGGCUGUGACAACGGGUUGGAAGAUGAACCCUGUCAACUUUGAUAGCGUAUUUAACCAGAGUCGGCACACGUGGAGCUGGGGUAGUCCGGAUAUCCUUCCCAUGUUUAAGGAAGGCGCGGUACCCGGCAGGGUGGACGCGGAGACGUACAGCGAGGAAGCGGAGGAUUUCACCGUGGACGCGACACACCUGGAUACCUGGGUAUUUGACAAAGUGCACGGGCUGUUCGAGUCUGCAAAGACCGACCCGGAGCUGGAUCGGAAGCUGCGCGACGACAAAUUAGUAUUUUUCCUGCAUUUGCUGGGAUUGGACACCACCGGCCAUGCCUUUCGCCCUUACUCCAAGGAAUACCUGCACAACAUCAAGAUCGUCGACAAGGGAGUGCAAUCGGUUACAAAAUUGGUGCAGGAUUUCUACGGAGAUGGCAAAACAGCAUUCGUCUUCACCGCGGACCACGGGAUGAGCGACAAGGGUAGCCAUGGAGACGGGCAUCCGGACAACACCCGCACGCCGUUGGUUGCCUGGGGAUCCGGGGUUGCGAGCCCCAAAACUACCAAUGGCGCGGAUGUGACUGGCCACGAAGACGGGUUUUCGUCGGAUUGGGGAUUUGACCAGGUCCUCCGCCAUGACGUGGCACAGGCCGAUGUGGCUGCUCUCAUGGCAUAUCUGGUUGGCCUGGACUACCCUGUGAAUUCUGUGGGCCAACUGCCGCUGGCAUAUCUCGAUGCCAGCCCACAGGAGAAAGCAAUGGCCGCUCUUGCAAAUACGCGGGGUGUGCUAGAGAUGUACCGGGUCAAGGAAGAGCAGAAAAGGGAGGCCGUGCUUCGGUACGUGCCCUUCGAGCCUCUUUCUGGCCAUGAAGAAACCUCUGUCGAAGGAAGACUCUCCAAAGUUGAAGCACUUAUCACCAAUGGCGCUUAUGAGGAGUCCAUUGCUUUAUCAUCGGAACUGUUGUCCACCGCGCUUGAGGGUCUGCGUUACCUGCAAACGUACGAUUGGCUCUUCCUGCGCACCGUCGUUUCUCUGGGCUACUUGGGCUGGAUCGCGUACGCUCUCACUUCGGUGAUUGACCUGCACGUCCUGCAUGGCGCCACGGACUCAAAUCGGACGAUGGCCAGCACCAUGUUCUUCUCAUCCAUUCUAGUGGUUUUGUUUUCUGUUUUCCUCUACCAAGGGUCCUCAUGGCGGUACUACUUCUACGGCGUGUUCCCCGUCUACUUCUGGGAAGAAGUUUUCGCUCGCCGCAAGGCUUUGACUGCCGGCCGGGAGAUUGUUCUCGGUCAUGUCCGUUCGUUCAAGGGCUACCUGACUUUUGGACUCCAGUUGCUAGCAUUCCUUGCUGUCCUUGAGGCUCUCGUCCAAUCCUAUUUCCAUCGGGAAAUAUUCACUGUCUGCUUUGCCUUGGCCGUUUUCUGGCCUACUUUCUACGGCAUGGACUUCAUUCGCAACCAUGUGCUUCUAUCGACAACAUGGGCAGUUGCCAGUGGAUUGAUGGCCACGUUUACUCUUCUCCCGGUGACCAAAAUGGAGAACAUUGAUACCAUUACCUAUGGCGCGUUUCUGAUGUUCUUCACCGGCGUUUUGUAUUUGCUUUUCGAGGAUGCCAUCAUUGGCCACCGCGGUUCUUCAUCGCAAGCCUCCCUCAGCAGUCUAGGCGCGCGGAUUAUCAUGGGCUCACAGAUCGGCAUGAUUCUGCUCGCCUUGGUUGUCACCCGGUCUAGUGUCUUCUCUCUUCAGGCUCGCCAGGGGUUGCCUUUUGGAAACUUGGUGGUGGGGUGGUUCGUCCUAGUGGCCUCCCUCGCAUCGCCCUUCCUGCAUCGCCUUUACCCUAACAGCCACUACCUGCACCGUCUCAUGGUCCUCUUCCUGACCUUCUCACCAACCUUCAUCAUCCUCGCCAUCUCCUACGAGGGCCUGUUCUACUUUGUGUUCUGCAUGACCCUCGUAACAUGGGUGCGCCUCGAACACGCCAUCUACGUUCACACGGCUGGAUCGAGGCCUGUCCUGGACAACAGGAAAUCCGACACGGCGACGGCCACUGUCGAGGGACAGACAUACCACUACCGAGCCCUCACCCUCUCCGACACCCGGGUGGCCCUAUUCUUUUUCUUCCUACUACAGUCCGCCUUCUUCAGCACCGGCAACGUCGCCUCCGUCUCGACCUUUUCCCUCGACAGCGUCGUCCGCCUAGUUCCCGUGUUCAACCCCUUCAGCCAAGCCGCGCUCCUCAUCUUUCAAAUCCUAAUUCCCUUCGCCAUCAUCAGCGCCAAUCUGGGGAUCCUCAACCGCCGUCUAGAAGUCGCGCCCAGCGCCUUGUUCAUGGUGGUGAUGGCGCUCUCGGACGUGAUGACCCUCAACUUCUUCUACAUGGUGCGCGAUGAGGGCUCGUGGCUGGAUAUCGGCAUGACGAUCAGCCACUUCUGCAUCGCUAGCUUCCUGUGCACUUUCGUCGCGGGCCUGGAGUUCCUCAGCGAGGUGUUCAUCAGCGGCGUCGAGUUUGGGCCGUGGCCCACUACUGCUUCCAAGCUGGGGGAGGUGGCGAGUGCUGUGGAGGGUUCCGUGGAAUGCGGGCAUGAGGGUGGAGGCGGAGGUCCGCCGACGAACGGGAACGGAAACGGGGGAAGUAAGAAGAUGAAGACGAAGGCGAAGAAGAAGGCUACGGUCGUUGAUGUUGAAUACAUGGACCGCUCCUCUGAACUGGCCUCAUUCGUUGACUUCCAUGGUCCCCGCGAGUAUCCACUGCAGUCCAUGGUGCCUGACAUGGAUGGCGGGCUUAGCUUAUUCAGAGACCACCUGAUUGGCCCAAGCUGGGCGGAACAGUUGAACCUCGGCAUCACAAGAUCUGACCGUCUCUCUGUUCCUCUCUAUCUACCAACAUCCUAUACGCCUUCUUUACGGGUCAGCCAGAACGCGCACUGA